UUGAAAAUGUGCACGAAUUAUUUGGAAACACAAGUUGGAAACCAUAUUCGUUUGAUCGAGAGGAAGGAUUUUGAAGAAACAAUAAAAAUGAUCAGCGACAAUCUCUACGCACUAUGGCUACACAAUUUGAAAAAUUAUUUUAGAAAAAACACAAAUACUCAGAUCAUUCUACUCGCUGUCACCACAGCGCUAAUGAUUUUGCUUGAUGAAGACAUCUGGACGUUCAUUUUUAUCAUCUUAGCUCAAGAAUCGUCGCUGGCAUUGGCAUGCGUUUUAAAAUUCUACAGGGAUAUUGGAAACGAACUGAAAGACUUGAGGCCUUUUGGAGUAGUUGCGAAAAAACAUACCAAAUUCUGGGUGUUAGAUGGAAUCAUAAAUAACCAAAAACAGAUUGUUGGAUCCGUUGCUCUUGCUACACCUGAUGGUGAAGUCUACGACCAAAAAACAACAGUGGCUUUGAAGAGAUUAUCUGUCACGCCAAUUCUACGAAGAAUGAAAAUUGGUUCCAGGAUGCUUGAGCAUGCUAUACAACAAGCUACAAAACUGGGAUUUCAGCGUAUGGUGCUUUAUUGCGGAGACAGGCAACAGCCGGCCCUAAAAUUAUACAAAAAAUAUGGAUUUGAAAUAACCAAGAUUAUCGAUAGAACAAUCUUAUCUGUUUUGCCGGAUGUGCCGAUACUUUGUAUGGAGAAGCAACUACGUUAAAGUUAAUAGCCAACAUUGAAUAUCUCUUUUUAAAUUCUUAAAAUAGUUCUAAACAAAAGAGGGAAAAGCGAGAAAUUUGUAUUAAUACAUAGUUCUCUCGCUAAGAUAUUUCGACAUAAGUUCACUUGAUGCUGAAUUCUUUAAAUUUAAUAAAACUCAAAUUAGAAUGAUCCUCACUGGUCGCAAAAAAAUUGAAAAAAUGAAGAUAAUAGCUUUCAUUAAAUACCAACUUAUUAUCGAGUGAAAAGCGAUUGGUAGCAAAUUAUAUCCAAUUACAACAAAAAGAAGUAUUAGAUGUUUUAUUUUGUAUAAUAAUUGAGGACUUAUGGAAGUCUUUGGGAACAAAUACCACAUUGAUUACUCCAUCACUAGCGCUUACAGACAACAUGACUUCAAAUAUGGCGGAGAAUUGAUAUUAAUGUCCACUCAUGUUGUAGCAUGCGCAUUUCAAUUUCAUAAUAUUUUCAAAAUUGUCCCGCCAUCAGUCUCAUGCUCAGCAAAAGGCAUGCGGCGUAUCCAGUCACAACAACUCGUCAAUGUGCUUCACACCUCGCAUUACCUGCAUAUGCCACUGAAAACAAGACUAACGAAAGCGUGCUGAACUCUCACGAACAAGAGACAAUUAUGGAGACGCUCAUAAUAAUUAUUCUCACGAAUAAUACGAUAAUAACGUGACGCAACGCAGAUUGCGGUACAGGUUUAAGAUGCAGACGUUGGGCAAAUACCACGAUAUGAAUCUGAAUGGAACCUUAAGUUUGUUACAUCAGAAUUUGCAAAAAGCAUUCUCCAGUUGUGGUAAACGCUAGCUCGGUCUAUCAAGAUGAACAGAAAAUUUCGAAUUCGCGAAUUACAGAGAGAAUAUCUCCCAAUAGUCAGGAAAAUUGUUAGAAACGGACUACACGGAUAUUUUCAUCUGCCUUUGUUCAACCCUUUCACCAGCAGCAUUUGAACUAGCACGAGAUUUCGCCAGAUUACUGGCGCGAUUACCGAUCGCAAGGGUGGGCAAAAUAGAAUAUUUCAAGUCGAAUAUUUUCAGUGAAUUCUCGAAUAUUGGAUAUUUUUAAUACAUAUACAACAUGCAUCCAUAACGCUAGACAUUCUAAAGUUGGUGAGCUACAUUUCUGUCCGUCCUCUUUUAUAAGAAGGACCAAUACUUACGUAACGGCGAACCUCGAAAUUUGGUUUUAUAUUUCUGGGAGAACUAUGCAUUCAUAUCGGCGAAAUAUGUUAAAGACGACUACGAAGGAGUGAAUUCGAGAGUCAUUGCGUGAAUCCUGAAUGUUAUUUUGAGUGCAAAUAAUGAUUUAAUAAAUCUGCAAUAACGACAAUUAUAAUAGUUAAAUAAUAAUUCCUUGGUAAAAUUUGGAAAAAAUUACGCACAAUAAUUUGUUACUAUGUUUGACAUUUCCAAUUUUACGAAACGGCGUUAGUGCGCUUUAUGCAAAACUAAGAAUUGAAACAAUGCGCAAAUACGACUCCUCAAAUUUGUCGCGCACACACAAGGGAGGAGUAAAUUUUAACAAGUUCCAAUAUUCCAAAUAGUAUCUUUCAUAGUAGUCCAAAUGUCACGGUACGGAGAUGUUGCUACCGUGGUUGUAGAUGAAUCAGAAGACUCAAGGAUUCCGGAUUGGUUGUUUAUUGUACGGCAACUCCAAUAUCAAACUUAAAACAGCAUAACAGAUUACAUCACUGAAGAACUAAAAACACGACCGACCGCCAGCGCGGCAGCCGGAGAAAAGAGAUCGAAAGUUUUUGCCUCACAUGUAGUGAGUGGUCGGAGUCCAAAUCCGACAAAACAGCAUUAAAUAAGGGUCAACAUAACAGUCUAUAAACAUAAAAAAAUAUAUAAACACAAUAUAAACACGGACACUUUAGUCCGCGACACUAAUUCGAAUAUGCAAUUUGACCGUAAGCAGCAUCUAUCUUUUUUUUGUCUUUGAAAUUACAAAUAAAUAAAAUUACUAAUUUUUAGAUAAAACAUUUCAUAUCAUUACUAAAAUUAAG
This is a messenger RNA of Styela clava, 2709 nucleotides long. RefSeq names its product N-acetyltransferase family 8 member 3-like. The record is from RefSeq and is a predicted model, not a curated record. Gene Ontology annotation, molecular function: N-acetyltransferase activity. Lineage: Eukaryota; Metazoa; Chordata; Ascidiacea; Stolidobranchia; Styelidae.